This is a messenger RNA of Mauremys reevesii (Reeves's turtle), 1563 nucleotides long. Its product is annotated as angiopoietin-related protein 7-like. NCBI's taxonomy places the organism in Eukaryota, Metazoa, Chordata, Testudines, Geoemydidae. The transcript has 8 exons. The record is from RefSeq and is a predicted model, not a curated record. The coding region runs from base 1 to 1563 and encodes 520 amino acids.
AUGAAGGCAGAGAAGGAUGAAACGUGCCCUGUCCAUCGAAGUGUCCCUGUUGGUGUUUCUAGGGGAGCCCGCUGUCUCCUGGAAGCGGCUUGUGACUGGCAGAUGGAAAGGGCUGUCCGGGGUCCUGGAAACCGAGACAGGAGUUCCCAGCUCGGCCAGCACAUUUUUAAGGUGACUCAGCUGCCAGCAGAUCCACGCAGAGGAACCGUCUUAGUGCUGAGAGCUGGUGGCUCCUUGUUUGCAUCCUUCACCUUCCUCAUGAAGUUCACCCUCCCCCUCAGCCCUGCCAGGAUGGCCCUGCGGUCUCUCAUCGUCAUGGGCAUCCUGAACGGCCCCUCACUGCAGAAGCCCCUGGCUGCUGAGGACGACAGCGGGGGGCACCACGGGAACACGGGCCUGAUCCAAUGCGGGGAGUACAGCAACCAGGUCCUGCCCGAUGGCCGGUGUAAGAUCGUCGCCACCUUGCCGCAGAUGGAUGAGCAGAGGUGCCCGGAUAUGUUCCGCUGCACGGACGAGGUCUCCUACUGGCUCCACGAGAAUGAGGAGCGCAAGCAGCAGAUCCUGGAGCUGCGGGAGCUGAUCUCCGAGCUGCAGGAGGAGCUGAGGAACCACCGGCAUCGCAUCAAAGUCCUAGAGCUGCAGCAUGAGGAGAAGAACAGCCGGAAUUCCACGGUGGAGCAGCGGGUCCAGGAGCUGGAGCAGCAUUACAACGAGGCCAGCACGCUGCAGCACAUCCAAGCCACGCUGCUCUACGACAUGCAGGCCCAGAUCCACAACAUCUCCCUGCUGACCGAGUGGGUCCGGCGCAACCCCGGCUGCCUCGUUCCUGCCGAGAUGAGGUCGCAGCAGGAGAUGCACCAUCCAGACGUGAAGCACGCAAAGAACUGCCCGAUAGACUGUGCUUCCAUUUACUACAACGGGAUCCGGCGGUCUGGGGUCUACAGCAUUAUGCCCUCUGUUGGUGGGAUGCCAAUAGAAGUGCUGUGUGAGAUGGACACGGAAGGUGGAGGUUGGACCGUCAUCCAGCGGCGGCAGGACGGCUCGGUCAACUUCACCCGGACGUGGAAUGAGUACAAAGACGGCUUUGGGGAUUUAAACAGCGAGUUCUGGCUGGGUAACGAGAACAUUCACAAGGUGACGAACCAAGGGGACUACUCGCUCCGCAUUGAUUUGGAAGACUGGAACAACAAGCACAAGCACGCCUUCUACCAGAUCUUCAGCAUUGAGGAUGAGGCAAAUGAUUACCGCCUGCAUGUGGAUGGCUUCAGUGGGACAGUGGAGGAUUCGUUUGCCUGGUACCACAACAAGAGGAGUUUCAGCACGCCCGACACGGGGAACAUCUGUGCCGAGAUCUCCCACGGAGGCUGGUGGUAUCAUCAGUGCUUCUUCUCCAACCUCAAUGGAGUGUACUACAAGGGGGGCAGAUACUCCACAAAAAACCGCAAGAUCCUGGGGCCAGACGGCAUUGUGUGGUACACGUGGAAAGACACUGAUUACUACUCCCUGAAGAAAGUCACCAUGAUGAUCCGUCCACGCACCUUCCGACCCCAUCUCUCCCCAUGA